Molecule: messenger RNA, 9263 nt
Organism: Mastomys coucha (southern multimammate mouse)
Lineage: Eukaryota; Metazoa; Chordata; Mammalia; Rodentia; Muridae
Gene: Foxg1
Product: forkhead box G1
Exons: 4
Coding region: 2955-4403 (482 amino acids)
Biological process (GO): regulation of transcription by RNA polymerase II
Cellular component (GO): nucleus
Molecular function (GO): sequence-specific double-stranded DNA binding; DNA-binding transcription factor activity
Source: RefSeq, a predicted model, not a curated record
AAUUGCCAGUGCCACAAUGUUAUGAUGGAAGGAUGCUGAAAUGACAGGCCUAGUAGACGCUUGUCUUAAUCAUCGGCUUCUUAAUUUAGUUUUAGAGCUCUAUGUGUGCAUGUGUGUAUAUCCACUCCAUGCACAUAUGCGCGUCCUCGAUGACGUUAGGGGUGCGCGCAUGAGCCUGCUGAGAGCAGCCUCUGACAACCUGCAGCUCCCUAAUGAGUGACGAGGCAGGGCUGCUGAGGAAAAGCAACACUUCCCUGGUGUGAAGACCUCUUACUGGGAAGUUUAGUUCACUACUGUUCUCGCAAACCUAAUCGUAUAACCUGUAACCAAAACCCACAGAACAAGGAUACAACACGCUAAAGAGUAACUUCUAAUCACUAAAUGUUAGCACCAUUACCUGCUGUUAGGAAGAGAUUAUAGACAAGUUGGCUCUAGGGAGGGCAGACUUCAUUUGUUACAGAAUCACUGAAAUACCUGGAUGUCUCCACAUGGGAGCUACUGACUCCCACGUGUCAAGAGGUCACAAACCGUCCUGUGCAUUUGUAAGAAGAGAACUUUAGUUAGAGUUUGUCCCUGCUCCCAAGGGAAAGGUGGAAGUAGUUAAAUAUGGCAAUAUGGCCCACCCUUGUUACUAGAAAGAAAAGGAGGUCCAAAGCAAAAAAGAGAAAAAGUCCCAAGAAAGACAAUGUAACAUCAUCCAUCCACCCUCAAAGAUGGAAUAAAAUAAGCUGCCCCCUUCUCAAAUGAAGUGUGCUGUGUAGGCUUGGAGAUUAAUUUAAAAAUUGAGAAGGAAUAAUCUACAUUUCUCCAGCAACUCUUCUGCUGGAAUAGCUCACUCUACAGUUCUUGUCUUUUCUUUUUCUUUUUCUUUUUUUUUUUUUUUGAGUGGGUAGGUAGUGGAUGAGAGUUGAGGCCUACAAGUGCACCCCUAUGUAAACUAACAGAUUACAUUUACUCUGGUAUGCUCUUAUAUUCAUUCCUUUUCUAAGACUACACAUUUGCAAAUUUAUAUGUGUGAGAUUAAAUUGAUUAGGAGAGAAGAUUAUACUGGUGGGGGGAUUUGUUUCCGGUCUGAGAGUACUGGCUGCCUGCCCUCUGUCUUCUGAAGGUAAUCACAUCGACUAGGAGGCUGAAAACAGGGCUUUAUGUGCUGAGGGAAGAGGCCCAUGGUGGACGUGGGCAGGACUUCAAAUCCAAUUUGCACCCAAAUUGGUUGGUAGGAUAUACAAAGCCUCAUCCAGAGACUUUCAACUUCACAAUACUUUGUCCAGGAACUCCUUCCCCCUCUGCUUCAGCUAGCAGCAGAUCUAAAAAGAGACCAUUGCUGAUACAAAUAUAAGCCUCUGAGUAAACAGUACAUGUUUUGUUGAACAAGUCUGAUAGACAUAUGUGUGUGCAUUCUGAUAUAUAUCCCAGUCUCAUCAUAAAGAACAAGUAAAAUUAUUUAAAGAGAUUCAAACUUGCUUUUUUGGGAAUUGCAAAUAACCUUUGCAUCAGGAAACUAGUUUUAAUAUUAUAUCAAACUAUAUGCUAUGUUUUUACUAUAAAUCAUCCUGCCUUCAGAGACUUGCAUUCAUGCAACCUUAAAAUAACACCGCACACCCUUAAUUUGCAUGCAAAAGCAAUUUUCAGGCCACUAUAAGCCUUGACAUAUAAAAUCAGAAUAUUGCAGCUCUCAAUGUACAAAACCCAGUUUUUGCUCCUUACAAGUAAACAGAAGAAAAAAAAAUUUACUUUGCCUACUAAUUUCUUCCACGGGGUAACAAAACAAUACACACUUAGCUUUAACCUAAGAAGCACCUCAAAACAUUAAAAAUUCAUCAGUCAGAGCUGGUGUUGUAUUCAAGGAACACUCCUCCAGUUCACUGCUGAGCUCAGAUUUGAAUAAAAUGUCCAAUGUUAACAAACAAUACCCACGUUUGGCACUUUGUGUAUUAAAUUGAUCAAACAGAUUUUAGGAGACACAAUGCACAAUUUGUACAGACCUGAUUGAGUUAAUAUAAUAUCAGCAAAUUUUACAUCGAAAUGAUUCUGUUUCUUUUCUUUGUGUUUAAAACCAGCACAGAUUACAAAUUUUAAUGAUCUGAAAAUGUUUGGUAUACAAAAUCAUGCUUAUUUCAGUAUUAGCAAAAACACAAGAAAUUUUUCAACACAAACACCCAGCUGUGUCUAUUUUAAAAGCAGUUCAAUGACAGCUUGCACUUAUGAGCAUGCAAUCAGCUAAUUUCGCUUUUUUUUUCUUCUGUGUUAAUCAACACUUUCCUUCCUGCAUAUCAGAGUACAAAUAGUAUAGUUACUCCACAUCAGUAAAUGUUUACGUAACCUGUCCUUUCCCAAGAAUCCGGUUACACCGAAUCAUUUCACGCUAGACCGACUACGAAAACGUACCGGGCCGUCCACCUCUGAGGGAGCCCCGGGAGCCAUUAUAAGCGGUGGAUGAUCGAUCGCUGCUACCGGCUUCCAGUACCGCCUAGAAGCUGAAGAGGAGGUGGAGUGGCGAGGAGACAACGCUACCGGGUCACCCGCGCGCCGCGAGCGCGACUCUGGGAGUGAAGAGAGACAGGGAGAGCGCACGUGUUACCUGCUUUAUUUCGGGACUGUUUGCUACAGUGCUCGCCCAGGGCAGCUCUUCGCCCGCCCGCGCGGAAGGCCGCCCCAGAAGGCACCCACCCGCUCAGCCGCCCCCGCUCGCCGCCCUCAGCUCAGCUUCGCAGCGGAGCUCGCCGGGGGCCGCAGGAAGCAGGGUGGUUGCAGCUUUUGCUACAUGCCUUGCCAGCGCCGGAGCCUGCGGUCCAACUGCGCUGCUGCCGGAGCGCUCAGUGCCGCCGCCGCUGCCGGCUCCCCCCGCGCCCCACUCCGAACCCGCUGGUCGCCCGCCGCUCUGCUGCUGCCCGGCUCCCGUGCCGCCGCCGCCGCCGCCGUCGCCGCCGCCGCCGCCCCCCGACGCCUGGGUGAUGCUGGACAUGGGAGAUAGGAAAGAGGUGAAAAUGAUUCCCAAGUCCUCGUUCAGCAUCAACAGCCUGGUCCCCGAGGCCGUCCAGAACGACAACCACCAUGCGAGCCACGGCCACCACAACAGCCACCACCCCCAGCAUCACCAUCAUCACCACCACCACCACCACCCGCCGCCGCCCGCGCCCCAGCCGCCGCCACCGCCGCCCCAACAGCAGCAGCAGCAGCCGCCGCCCCCGGCCCCGCAGCCCCCGCAGGCGCGCGGCGCCCCAGCAGCUGACGACGACAAGGGUCCACAGCCGCUCCUGCUGCCGCCGUCCGCCGCCCUGGAAGGGGCCAAGGCGGACGCCCUCGGAGCCAAAGGCGAGCCGGGCGGCGGGCCGGCAGAGCUGGCGCCCGUCGGGCCGGACGAGAAGGAGAAGGGCGCGGGCGCCGGGGGGGAGGAGAAGAAAGGGGCGGGCGAGGGCGGCAAGGACGGGGAGGGGGGCAAGGAGGGCGACAAGAAGAACGGCAAGUACGAGAAGCCGCCGUUCAGCUACAACGCGCUCAUCAUGAUGGCCAUCAGGCAGAGUCCCGAGAAGCGCCUGACGCUCAACGGCAUCUACGAGUUCAUCAUGAAGAACUUCCCCUACUACCGGGAGAACAAGCAGGGCUGGCAGAACUCCAUCCGCCACAACCUGUCCCUCAACAAGUGCUUCGUGAAGGUACCGCGCCACUACGACGACCCGGGCAAGGGCAACUACUGGAUGCUGGACCCGUCGAGCGACGACGUGUUCAUCGGCGGCACGACCGGCAAGCUGCGGCGCCGCUCCACCACGUCCCGGGCCAAGCUGGCCUUUAAGCGCGGGGCGCGUCUCACCUCCACCGGCCUCACCUUCAUGGACCGCGCCGGCUCCCUCUACUGGCCCAUGUCGCCCUUCCUGUCCCUGCACCACCCCCGCGCCAGCAGCACUUUGAGUUACAACGGGACCACGUCGGCCUACCCCAGCCACCCGAUGCCCUACAGCUCCGUGUUGACUCAAAACUCGCUGGGCAACAACCACUCCUUCUCCACCGCCAACGGGCUGAGUGUGGACCGGCUGGUCAACGGGGAGAUCCCGUACGCCACGCACCACCUCACGGCCGCCGCGCUCGCCGCCUCGGUGCCCUGCGGCCUGUCGGUGCCCUGCUCCGGGACCUACUCCCUCAACCCCUGCUCCGUCAACCUGCUCGCGGGCCAGACCAGUUACUUUUUCCCCCACGUCCCGCACCCGUCAAUGACUUCGCAGACCAGCACGUCCAUGAGCGCCCGGGCCGCCUCCUCCUCGACGUCGCCGCAGGCCCCCUCGACCCUGCCCUGUGAGUCUUUAAGACCCUCUUUGCCAAGUUUUACGACAGGACUAUCCGGGGGACUGUCUGAUUAUUUCACACAUCAAAAUCAGGGGUCUUCUUCCAACCCUUUAAUACAUUAACAUCCCGGGGACCAGACUGUAAGUGAACGUUUUACACACAUUUGCAUUGUAAAUGAUAAUUAAAAAAAAUAAGUCCAGGUAUUUUUUAUUAAGCCCUCCUCCCCCCCCCCAUUUCUGUACGUUUGUUCAGUCUUUAGGGUUGUUUACUAUUCUAACACGGUGUGGAGUGUCAGCGAGGUGCAAUGUGGGAGAAUACAUUGUAGAAUAUAAGGUUUGGACGUCAAAUUAUAGUAGAAUGUGUAUCUAAAUAGUGACUGCUUUGCCAUUUCAUUCAAACCUGACAAGUCUAUCUCAAAAGGCUGCCAGAUUUCCAUGUGUGCAGUAUUAUAAGUUAUCAUGGAGCUAUCUGGUGGACGCAGGCCUUGAGAACAACCUAAAUUAUGAAGAGAGUUUUAAAAUGUUAAACUGUAAUUUGUAUUUAAGAAUUUGUAGUAAAGGUGCCCAAGGAAUUAUAUUGGCCAUUUAUUGUUUUGUCCUUUUCUUUAAAGAACUGUUUUUUUCCUUUUGUUUACUUUUAGACCAAAGAUUGGAUUCUAGCAAAUGCACUUGGUAUACUAAGUAUUAAAACAAGUAAACAAACAAACGAAAAAGGAAGGUUGUUUAGUUGGCAACACUGCCCAUUCAAUUGAAUCCGAAGGAGACAAAAUUAAGGAUUGCCUUCAGUUUGUGUUGUGUAUAUUUCGAUGUAUGUGGUCACUAACAGGUCACUUUUAUUUUUUCUAAAUGUAGUGAAAUGUUAAUACCUAUUGUACUUAUAGGUAAACCUUGCAAAUAUGUAACCUGUGUUGUGCAAAUGCCGCAUCAAUUUGAGUGAUUGUUAAUGUUGUCUUAAAAUUUCUUGAUUGUGAUACUGUGGUCAUAUGCCCGUGUUUGUCACUUACAAAAAUGUUUACUAUGAACACACAGAAAUAAAAAAUAGGCUAAAUUCAUAUAAAUCUUGAUAUUUUUGUCUCUUUUAUUAAGUAGAGCUAAUUUGCAAAAUACCAUUCGAUUUUUAGGAAAUUCAAAGGCUUUUUUCAGCCAACCUGGAGUUUAAACUGCUCCUUUAAUUUGAUCUGAGAUUCUAAAACUAAGAAUAAUAGAUUUUUUUCCCCCUUUGUGAACAAUUUUUGCCAGGCACAGGCUACUUAAUAAAUACUAGUUUUAAAUGAAACCUAGGAUAUUCAGCUGAUAUCUUUGUUUUUGUAGAUAUGCAGCAAAAAUAGAUAUUCAAUUUUAUAUGCAUAGCUGUUUAUUCUGUGCUUAUUUUAAAGAUCAGUUGAUAGAAUGUCCUUUAUAUAUAUUGUUUCAGGUAUUUGUUUAUAGAACUUGACAAACUAUAAAUAAAUAUAUGUAUAUAGUUAGAUAUAAGUGAAUAAUGAGCAAUAUAGUAUGAUAUAUAAUAUAUAUUAUAUAUGUAUAUUAUAUAUAUAUAUAUCCCUUCAGUUCAGGUACAAUUUGUGCUAUGAAUGCUGCAAACAUUUUUUUUUAACUAUUUGUAUUUAUAAUUUCUAAGUCAGCAUUUAUUUUUCUGGCUUUUUACCCACAGUAAAAGAAUUCUAAUAAAGAUGUGCUGAGUUGGAUUAUAGAGUUACUGAAGUGAUCACCUGUUGUAAUGAUUUAUAGAUGGAUGUUGAUAUUUAUAUUUUUAAUUACAUAAACUUUAAAAUUCUAGUUAUUCAAAGUAAAAUAGCCCUAUCUCCCCCCUCCAUUUUUUACAACAUAGAGGUAUUAGUUUCAUUCUCUUUUUAAUAUAUUUGUAUAAUUUAAUUUACAGAUGUGUUUCUUUUGCUCACACAGAACAAAUAUUUUUGUUUUAAUUGCAAUAUGCAUAUAUAUGAGAUACAUUAGGUGUAUAUAUAUAUGCAUACAUAUGAAAAAUGAAAACUUUUUCAAAUUGUUUCAGAUAGCCCACUCACUAUAUAAUUCUAGAAAAUAAUUAGAAAACCUGAGUUAAAGGUUUAGUAAUUAAUUGCAUCCUGUGGUGAUUCUGUAGAAGACAAGUUGUUCAUUUGUUACAUUUGUAUAGUCUGAAAUGUGUUCUGCAGUAAUGCAAUAAGCUGGCCACUUUUUACAAUGGGUCCAGUGAAAAAUAAUCUGUCCCUAAGAUGUUAUCAGCAAACACUUAGAGAGUUGCUCAGGGAAAGAGGGGCAGGGAACCUAGUGGAGAAGCAGCUUGGCUAAAAUUGAUUUUAAAUUUAGAAUGGCUGAUGUUGGGAAAUGGGGAUGGCUGGGUUGUGAAUUGGAGAAAGGAAGAAGGGAGAAAGGGAGAAAGGGGGAGAAGGGGAGAUAGAUCUUAAGAAAUUUUUAAAAGCUGGAAUCAAAUUGAAAAGAGAGAGAGGCAAAAUAGACUAGUUUGAUUAUCUCCUUUAGGAAGACACAAUUUUAUUUUCUUAAUGUGAGAAUAGAUUUUGCUUAGAUAUAGUUUUUUUUUAAAAUCUAACAGUUUUUAAAAGUGAAACACACACACAGACACACACACACACACACACACACACACACACACACACCCCACAAAGUAAGAGGGGAGGCUUAGGCAAAGGAACUCUUCAAGGCAUAGCUGAGAGCCAAACAGGGAAAGGCCUCCAUUUAGAUUGGAGGAAAAUGAUGAUGGUUUACUGCUUGCUUCUGGGUUUUAGUUAUGGAAUGAGUAUGUACUACCAUAGAGGAAAUACAGUACUGACUAACAAAAGUUGAAAAGAAAGCUGAAUUCACAUACUAAAGCUAAAAUAUCAAGAUAUUGAAGAAACAUUUCUUUUGUGAGUAUUUUCCCCUGGCCCGCAUAAAUGAACAAUCUAUACUUACUUAUGAUUUUAUAAAAUGCUUAUUUCAAAGAUAGAGAAAUAUAAUUUCAACAGCAACAUUUUUGUACUUUCAAGUCCAUAAUGAAGUUGACUUUUUGUAUUUAUGGAAAUAGAUAUUGUAGUGCAAGUGUGCUUUAGCACAUGUCUAAUUUACGAAUGUAGAGGACGUGAUUGGAAGUUCGUUUAUUAGGCUUCCUAGACAUGACCAAGAAUAUAUACAUAGAGAGAAAGACAAUUUGGUAAAGGCUUUCUAAAGCCCAGUCUGUAAACAUUUUUCAUUUCAUUAAUCUUGAUCUGGCUUACCCUCCCUCAGGAUAUCCUUUUUUAAAAAUGGCAAUCUGGUAUGGCAUUGAUACAUUUAAUUUUGCUUCAGACUUGUUACAGUGUUUUACUGUGUAUUCUCACCAACUUUUUGCUGAUUCCAGUUAGUUCAUUCCAGACAAACACUUCUAAAACUCUUUGGAGAUUAUUUUCAUUUAAACACACAUUGCUUAAAAUGAAGUAGAGACUGCCCUUUUUGAUCACGAUUUAAAAAUUAAAACUCCAAUUUGUAAUGUUACAGAUUUAGUAUUUCAACUUACAAAAUUGAAAGUUAAUGAAACUGUUAAUACAUAAACACAAAGAAAUGAUGUAAAAUGCAGCAGAAAGGGAAUUUCUUCCAAAUAAUUUUCUUCCUCUAAUUGCAGAACUGGAAAUCAAGUUAAUCUAAAACUGUUCAGUGCAAGUGUCCUGAUAGUCAAGGUAGUCUUCCAGUGUCUUCUAUGACUGUAAUCACAGCAAAGGCAGGGAGGGAAAAAAAAAAUCCCUCUUGAAGUGUAUUUAUUAUAAUAUGUAUUGAAGUUGGUACAUAUUUCCACCCCAAAUAGGUGGACACAGAAAAUAUAUUAGAAGUCUAUAUAAAAAUUUGAUUUUUACAACAUGUGUUUUCUACUUUCUCAUUGAGGACUUUGCAUGCAUCGAAAUAAUUUUAAUUUUGGUAAGUUAAUUUUGUGAAUAGCUAAUGUAGUUGGUUGUUUUUAAGGCUGAAAGCCUGUUGGAGAAUUAGAUUAACAAAGGGUGAAGGUGAAGAUCAUUACAGGCUUCAGUACUGGCUGAGAUGGGUUGCUGAGGUUGUGUAAGUGUGUCUAGAGGGCGGGGUUCCUGUACAUUCCUACUUCAGCAGGUAACCUGUCCCCAGCACCACUCCAGCUUCUACCAGACAGAUGGAAAUCUCCAAAGGAAAAUCUGCACAACCCUUCUAAGAAGCAGGGUAGGUAAACAUUGAAUUUUAAAUUUCCCCCUCAUUAUGUUUCUACUCAAGGCCAGACCCUGGGGUUACAAAAAGAAUAGUGGUCAUCUAAAUUCUCUUUCUCAACAAUAUGGCUGAAUUCUUCCUACAGUAAGAGUUAAAUGCUAUUAGCGAUCUUCCAGAUAGCUGGAAAAUCCAUUUUCGAUUUUCUUUUGCUUCCAAAUUUCCCUCUUUUCUCACACCCCAAUUGCCCUGCCUUAGCAUUCCUCCCGGGACUCCUCCCCUAAGCACCAAUAGUUAAAACUAAGCUAUCUUCGUUUCCAGCUCCUAAAUUGGCCCUUUUCCCCACUCAGUUCUUGAAGACCUUGUCCAGGGAAUGUAGGCCCAGGGGCUCCGGGCUGCGAAUAUAUGACGUAGUGUUAUGUUUUGUCUUCCUCCCUCCGGAUUCGGUGCCCCCACCCCACCCCCCAAUCCAAGGUUCUGCUCGCUGUUGUCGGAGGGCUGCUGCGGACUUGAGAACUGUGAACACUCUCACCAGGAGAUCGAGCUUUACUCCUCCUUGGUACAAGGAAGGCUGGCAUGACCAUCUACUUCACAUCCGCCAGUGUGCUGACACCAAGCAGGAAUUUCAAAGUAGAGAGCAGACUCCAUGUAUUUACAUGUCCCUGGAGAAAAUUGCUCCAUCGUUCUUCAGAAAGAAAAAAAAAAAGAGUAGAUUCUCUUCAGAAUCCUCUAGUCUCAGGAUGACUAGAUAGAACUUUAUGUUUAUUUAGAUCUCUUCCAUGCCUAAAUUCUUGGUCAUAUUCCUAUCCUAGUUCCAUAAAUAAAAGUAAAAUGUUACUAAAUGAA